This is a messenger RNA of Aspergillus japonicus CBS 114.51, 1104 nucleotides long. RefSeq lists its product as uncharacterized. The coding region runs from base 1 to 1104 and encodes 367 amino acids. Lineage: Eukaryota; Fungi; Ascomycota; Eurotiomycetes; Eurotiales; Aspergillaceae. The record is from RefSeq and is a predicted model, not a curated record. The transcript has 4 exons.
AUGCCUUCCGAUCCUCGUAAAGCCCCCAAGCCCAAACGCAGCCGAAGGAUAUCUCUUGUGUCCAGAAGCCGUGCCCGUUACGAAAAAGCCCGCCAUCUCACUCCAGAUGCGCUACUCGAGCUCGAGAUCAAACACAAACAAAAGGGACGCGUUGCGCAUCCGGCGAGAGCUCGCACCUUCGCCCCAGACGUGUACAGCCACUUCUCCGAAGCGCAACGAGCCCACCUAAGGCAGCUGGCCGAAGACGGUGGACCCGAUCUCUCCGACCUGCGCAAUGUAACGUCCCCAACCCGUCCCCUCUGCCUCUGUACCCAAGAACCCACGACCCCGACUCGCACAUCCUCCCCACCGCACCGCCCUCCCCCGCGCUCUCCCACCAGCCCUCAGUCCUGCCCCCAAGCACCUGCACUUCCGGCCUCGAAGAACCAUACCCAGCCUCUUCACCCUCACGCCCCCCCGCCCCCUCGCCCCCUCGAUCCAGAUCCUCCAAAUCCUCCCGCUCCUCCCGCUCCUCCCGCUCCUCCCGCUCCUCCCAGACCUCAUCCCCCUCCCAAAAGUCCGGAGUCCCCCCGCGCAAACGCCGAAAACCAACCCCCUACCUCUACGGCCCCUCCAAAACCUUCACCACCCACGCCUCAGACCACUCGCCCCUCCGGCCCCAUCACGAACACCAUCACCACCACGAGCAGCAGCAGGAUCAGCACCAGCAGCACAACCCCACCUCAACCUCCGAGUCUACUCCCGAGUCUACCUCCACCUCCAGCUCGCACAGCCCCCGCCCCCGCCGCACCGCAAGCAUCCUCCGACGCCGAGUCCUCCUCCAAGAAGCGCGGCGCGGCAGCAUCGCGCGGCACGGGCUGGGGGCGGCGGGGUUCUGGCACCGGCGGCGGGGGCCCAACGGGCGGCUGGAGAGUCAGGCGGAGGCGGAUGCGCGGCGCGGGCGGGCGCGGCGCGGACGGCGCGGGUGGGACGAACCGUGCGAAACACUCCCACCCGACACAUGAACGCGUUGAACGAGUUUCCGCCCUACUCCUCCGGAUUUGCGACUCGCAGUCUUCCACCUACCGAGCCUUCCAUCCUUUCGACAACUGGCGUGUACAGUAA